UUGUCGUGCUGGAUAGUGAUCGAUAUAGUACGUUCGUUUCUCGGUCUGGUCGGGUUAAUUUAGUGCAGAGUUUUUGUUGACCUUUGGAUGGAAUUUAUCAGACACAUUUGCUGGAUAUUCAUUAUAAAAGGGAGAAACCUUUCGCAGUAAUUGACCCUCUUCCACCCUUUUGUUUUGGCGUUAAGCCAAAGGGACAGUGACAGUGGUUUAUUCGUGAUGGAUGUGACCGCAAUCAUUUCGACUUUCUGAAAUUGUCCAGUACCGUUUGUCGUACUGUAGUACUUUUAAAAAUUUCGUCUCUAAUAGAGCAUGGCGGCGCUUCGACUCUUCGACCGGGGGCGGUGGCGAGGGUCGGACAAGCCGUCAACUUGGCCGUGGAGAGGUUCGUGACGGUGGGUGAAACGAUUGCCGAUGAUUAUCCGGAAGUACGACAGGGAAUGUACGAAGCGUGCAAAGAGGCAAGGCAAGCCGGUGCGGCAAUCGAACACAUUUGCGAGUUACACGAAGAAGAAACCACCCCCGAUAGAACAAUCUUAGUACGAGCCGCCCGGUGCCUUUUGGGCGCCAUCACUAGAGUUUUACUUUUGGCAGACAUAGUGGUAGUCAAACAACUUUUAUUUGCCAAAGAAAAGGUAUCGCAUAGUUUGGAUCGCUUGGAAUCGGUAAAUAAUUUCACGGAAUUCGUGAAAGCUUUCAGUCAGUUCGGCGCUGAGAUGGUGGAAUUGGCUCAUUUGACUGGCGAUAGACAAAACGACUUGAAAGACGAGAGACGGCGCGCCCAAAUGGCCGCCGCUAGACAGGUCCUGGAGCGGUCCACGAUGAUGCUAUUAACCGCCAGCAAAGCAAGCCUGAGACAUCCCGAAUGCGGAUCGGCGAGGGAAAAUCGCGAUACCGUUUUUUGUCAAAUGAGAAGAGCUAUGGAUCUUAUACAUUACGUAGUAAAAGAUGGUGUCUUAAAUAGUGCCGAUUCAAGUGUUCAAUCAGUUCAUAAAGACGGACUAUGCGAAAGCGACAAAGGAACAGCAUAUGCCUGUAUACAGCAUUUGCGGUACCUACUAGAACAUAGCAAAAUCUCUAUGGACCCUUCUUGUCAAGAGACACUUCCGACUGCUUUAGAGGCCGUCUUAGAAAGAACUCAGGAUUUCACUGACAGUGCCUAUACUAGCCAUGAGCAUAGGGAAGCCAUUUUAGAAUGUAGUGAAAGACUUAAAUCCGAACUAGAUCAACUACUAGGUCUUUAUGCUAACAUAAUGGGUUACGAGGACGUCAACAACUGUCCGGAAUUAGAUAACUCGAUGCAAGUGUGCAUCAAUUCGUCGAGGGAUUUGUCGAGGCAUUUGAGUAACGCGGCCGUUCACCAGGCCCAAGACUUGAGCACAGUUACCAAGCAAGGAUUGGAACUGAUGAGUGCCAUUAGACAGGAAGCUACGAUGUCGGAAAUCGAUAGACUGCAUCACACCUCAAAUGCCUUUCACGAUUCCAUUGAUCACAUUUUAGAGGUUUGCAAACUUCUGAGAAACGUGGCGAUAACGGAUACGUUCCAAGUGACGGCGAAAUUCGCGGAAAUAAAUCUGCGCGUGUACGGUCCGCAGGUGAUAACGGCGGCGAAAUGCCUGUCCGCUUAUCCCAGCAGCAAAAUCGCCCAGGAGAACCUGGAGGUCUUCGCCGACAUGUACCAGUGGUUGAUAUCUGACGUUACCACCGUGGUGAAGGAGGUGGUCGAUGCCUGCCAAUCGAGGCCGGAAAAGCAGGUGUAUAUGUCGCUUCCCAGGCCUGGGAAACACGGAACUACCUCAAAGCCGCUCAAAGCGGUGAGACUGGACGUAGCAGAGCAGGAAAAAAUUGCUAAAACAGGCCUGGAAAUGAAAAUGGCGACAACUGAGAUGGAUGCUGAAACGGACAAGUGGCAGGAGAGUAACAGUAGCGCUCAAAUAGAGGAAAAUAAUGAUAUACUCAAAAGAGCGAAAAAUAUGUCGGCGAUGGCUUUCUCCAUGUAUCAGUUCACGAAAGGAGAAGGUGAUUUGAAAACCACGCAAGAUUUAUUUACGCAGGCCGAGUAUUUCGCCGAAGAAGCUAACAGAUUGUACAAAGUAAUCAGGCAAUUUAGCUAUCAGGUUCCUUGCGGUGCUAGCAAGAAGGAACUCCUGGCCCAUUUGGAUAGAGUUCCUACGUUCGUGCAGCGUUUGCAAUUCACCGUGAAGGACCACACGGUCGGUAAAGCGGCGACUUUCACAAAAGUCGAUAAUGUGAUACAAGAAACCAAGAAUCUUAUGAACGUGAUUUCUAAAGUGGUGACCACUUGUUUCGAAUGCGCCACCAAAGUAAGUAUCGCUCCGAUUGGGAGAGUUCGAUUAGACUGCUUUUGGACACUUUUUUCUCUCCUGCUUUGGCAGUUUAUGAGAUAUUCGACGCGUUUUGUCUAUGCACACUUCGUAAGUAAUGAUUAUAAUUCAUUGAAAAGAAAACUCGUCGAACAUCAUUUACAUUUAGAAUAUCUUUCCGACGUUCUGAUGGAAUGUUUUUACUUAAUUUAGUUCUCGAUAGCGUUACCGCAAAGAGUUAGAAUACCAUGUGCAAGUUUAGACGGUAGAUCAUUACAUGAGCAGAUAAAUUCGCAGGACCUACGUAGAAUCGUGAAUUAUCAAUUUUCUACACUACCAAGAUAAUAGAUACAUACGGUGAUUUUCUUUUAUCGUAUCAUCUAACGAUCUCAUUAACUUUCUAACUCUUUAAUGUCUUAUUAACAAGCUAGUAAUUCGAAUAACAAAUGGUUAUUGGUAUAACUUUUAUUCGUUUUACUUUUGUUACUGUAACAUUUGAAAUUAAACACAAAGCACGGAAACUAACCAAAUCAUUACUUUCUACUGACUGUGUCACUUCUAGUAUUUGUAAAUUUUUAGAUUUAAGAUUUGUUGUUAAUGAAUUGAAAAUAAUUUGUUUAAAUAAGUGCAAUUUAACACCAUUUUUCGAGCACAUUCAUGCCUGAUUGCAUAUAAGCUCGCUAACAUUUUGCUCUUUUUUGAUGAGCAUUUGUGCAACCAAGCAAUUAUUUGUUAAUCUUCACAUAUUACUAAUAUGUGCAUUAUGUAACAUAUCUAAAAAAAGUUAUUGUUAAAUAACUCAUUAAAAUAUCAACUGUAAUCCGCAGGGUUCAGAUUAAACACGUUUCUAAACUCGCUCAAUAUAAAAACGAACUGAACACGACUCAACAGAAAAUACCGAUUUUUCACUUACUAUCUAAUUCUAUUAUCUCUGUACUUUCUUCUGUAGCUUUAUUGAUUGUGAACUAUCUUUUGUUAGCAUAAUAUCGGCCAUCCGGACCUUCAAAAUCCUAUUAAUAACGGAGCCGACGAUCAGGUUAAAAAUUUGAUGGUGCUAGUUAUUGUAUUUGUGUUCGUUUUUAGUUAUUGUGAGGUAGUCCAAGUCGUGUGUUUCGUAUAUUUAUUUGCAUAAAAAUAGUACAUGCAGUGAAAUCUACUUGAAAGAGUUCAUUUUAAUGUAGCUUUCUUAUCCAUGUUUACCCUACAGUUCUCAUAUUUUGAUCAAUUCGUAACUGGGAAAAGUUCUCAAUUUGGGAAAAUUCUGUCAAUUUACUUACUCUCGUAUAAAUAUAAUAAUGUCAUGUUGGUUUUUGUUGUUUACAUGGGUGUACAUAUUUCCGUCAUUUUGAAUUUCCUCGAUUUUCUUGAAUUCUUUCCUCUAUUUACUAUUCGC
Molecule: messenger RNA, 3714 nt
Organism: Phyllotreta striolata
Lineage: Eukaryota; Metazoa; Arthropoda; Insecta; Coleoptera; Chrysomelidae
Source: the annotation of a GenBank genome assembly